This is a messenger RNA of Alosa alosa (allis shad), 5286 nucleotides long. RefSeq names its product ubiquitin specific peptidase 28 (gene usp28). Gene Ontology annotation, cellular component: cytosol; nucleus. Bases 138 to 3662 code for a protein of 1174 amino acids. Lineage: Eukaryota; Metazoa; Chordata; Actinopteri; Clupeiformes; Clupeidae. The record is from RefSeq and is a predicted model, not a curated record. Gene Ontology annotation, molecular function: cysteine-type endopeptidase activity; protein binding; cysteine-type deubiquitinase activity. Gene Ontology annotation, biological process: regulation of protein stability; protein deubiquitination; DNA damage checkpoint signaling. The transcript has 27 exons.
CGCACUGAACUGGGCCAGUCGCAGCCGCGCGUGCGUGUGCGACACAUGGAGUAGGUCCGACUCCGCUGAGAACAGUUGGAAAGGCAUUGAUCUGGGAAAACUUUUACAAACCAACAGCAAAACACCCGUUUUCCGCCAUGCGAGUGGAACUACAGCAGAACGAGAAUGAGGAGAGCUCGGCGAAUUCGAUGCGGUUGCUGGUGAACCAGCUGAGGGAGAUCACAGGCAUCCAGGACCUGGAGCUCCUUCAGCGGGCACUGGUGGCGGCCAAUGGUGACAUCAUCCAUGCCAUCUCCUUGGUGACGGCUCCAACACCCGAGGAGGCCCAGGCACCUGAGGAACCUUCAGGAGGCGAGGAGAACCAAGAGGCAGAAAGAGACGUUCAGAGAGUUGAAGUGAAAGAUGACCUACAGGCAGCCAUUGAGCUCAGCCUACAGGGGAACCAGAAUGGAGACAACAGAGAACACAACAGGCCUGUGGAGAAGAUUGUGAUCCACGUGAAGAGGAAGCGCUGUGAGCCCAUGGGGGAGAGCUGCAGCCCCGCCGAGCUCAGUCGCCAUGACAACUGGCCCGUGGGCAUCCGCAACGUGGGCAACACCUGCUGGUUCAGCGCCGUCAUCCAGUCUCUCUUCCACCUGCCGGUGUUCCGGAGGCUGGUGCUGAACUACUGUCUGUCUGAGCGCGUGCUGGAGAAGUGCAGGAGUCACUCGGAGAAGAGGAACAUUGCCUUCAUGCAGGAGCUCAGGUGUCUGUUUGCACUGAUGUUGGGUUCUACGCGGCGCUUUGUGGAUCCGUCUGCUGCCGUGGAACUCCUCAGGGAUUCUUUCAGAACCAGUGAGGCCCAGCAGGAUGUCAGUGAGUUCACCCAUAAACUCCUGGAUUGGCUGGAGGAUGCCUUUCAGCUUUCUGCUGUGGGAAAUAACCCUGACGAUAAGAAGGACAACCCCAUGGUCCAGCUCUUCUACGGGACAUUUGUUGCCAAGAGAACUCAUGAAGGAAAGACCCAGUCCAACAUCGAGCAGUUCGGCCAGUACCCUCUGCAGGUCAACGGCUUCAACAACUUGGACGAGUGUCUGGAGGGGGCCAUGGUGGAGACUGAGGUGGAGGGGGCACACUCAGAGCAAACCGUCUCCUCUGGUCAGGAGCGAUGGUUCUCCAAACUUCCACCCGUGUUGACCUUUGAACUGUCAAGGUUUGAGUUCAACCAAUCACUGGGGCGCCCUGAGAAGAUCCACAAGAAGCUGGAGUUCCCCCAGGUCAUCUACAUGGACAGGUACCUACACAGGAAUGUAGAGCUGACUCAGAGUAGGAGAGGAGCGGUCAAGAGGCUGAAGGAGCAGCUCACAGCCCUGCAGCAGCGGCUCGAGAGCUAUAAGAACUAUGGUUCCGGGCCGGUGAAGUACCCCCUGGCAGACAUGCUGCAGUAUAUUCUGGAGUUCGCCACCACCCGGCCCUGCAGUGCCCCCCCCAGCUCCACCAGCCCCCAGCCCCCCACACACAGCAUUGCCCUCAGUGCUUCCGACCCCACUGAAGGUGCCCCCCCAUCCUCCGACGUCCCCUCCCCCUCCCCCGCUCAGCGCACCCCCAUCCACAAGCCCUUCACUCACUGGUGCCCCCCGCAGGACGGGCAGGUGCAGCCAGCGCCACACAGCAUCACCGAGGAGGAGCUGCAGGUGGUCAGGGGCUGUCUGCAGCGAUGGAGGGCCGAGGUGGACAACGACGUCAACGAGUUGAAGGCCAGUAUUGAGAGGGUAAGCCACGAAUUGGAACAGAUCUACUCCGACAACAGCUUGUGUCAGGUGCCGUACCGGCUGCACGCGGUACUUGUGCACGAGGGCCAGGCGUCGGCUGGUCACUACUGGGCGUACAUCUACGACCACCUGCACCAGCGCUGGCUCAAGUACAACGACGUCAUGGUGACCGAGUCGUCCUGGGAGGAGCUGGUCAGGGACUCGUACGGCGGGAUGACCAACGCCAGCGCCUACUGCCUCAUGUACAUCAACGACAAACUGCCCCACCUCAUCGAAGAGGACACUGACGGGGACACAGGUCAGGUUCUGGAGGGGGUGGACGCUCUGCCCUCCAUCUUGCGGCGGUACGUUCUAGAAGAUAACCGCUGGUUCCAGCAGCAACUGCGAGAGUGGGAGGAACAGCUGGCCCAGCAGAACCAGCAGCAGAACGCGUCCUCAACCCCCUCCAGCAGGAACAGCAACCAGAACGGAACCAGACCAGGAACCUCCUCACCAGGAACCAGCAGAGCCAGAGCAGGAAACAUGGUGCUAAAGGUUUGGCUUUCACAGGAACCAGAGCAGGAGCAAGAACCAGAAGAGGAACGGGAGCAAGAACCAGAGCAAGAGCCAGAAGAAACAGAAGAACCAGAACAAGAACACGCAGAUGAACCCAAUCAGGAACCUCAUCAUGAAGAGACCAGCAUCGAAGAACCCAGAGUAGACCCCCCAGUCCCUGAGGCAGCUGUGCCCAGAGAGAUGAGUCCUGAGCGGGGAGAGUCGCCUGAGGCUGCCCCCCUCGAGUACCACCAGGCUGGAGGAUCCCCACAGGACACUCAGGUGUCAGGUGAGAGUGCACUGAUGGAUGAGGGGCGUGAGGCGGCCGAAGACCAGAGAGGAUCUGAACACACACAGCAGGAAGAGGCCGUCUCCACGGACAACCAGCCUGACAACACCCCUACCCAGAGUUCCUCAGAAGAGGGCGGGGCCGGAGCCAGGGCUCCCGCGGAGACGCAGCCCCAGGAGGAUGUGAUGUCAGAGGUGGACAUUCCAAACGUGGGGAAGAUUCAGGUGCUGUCCAACAGUGAUGGCUUUAACGAGGAGAUGAUCCUGACCCCGGCCAUGCAGGGGAUCAUUCUGGCCAUCGCCAAAGCCAGCAAAGUCAUCGACAAGGAUGGUCCAGAGGCUGGACUCAUUAAGGCGUUCCACGAGGAGUACUCGCGUCUGUUCGAGCUGUCCCAGGAGAGCGGCACCCCCCAGCAGGACGCCCGCCUGCAGCACGUCCUCGUCUACCUCUUCCAGAACCGAGCGCCCAAGCGAAUCAUCGAGAGAACCCUGCUGGAACAGUUUGGCGAUCGCAACCUCAGCUUCGAUGACAGGUCCAUGAGCAUCAUGAGAGAAGCUCGCUCCAAAAUACGCCUCAUCAAACCAGAGGACAUGGACAUGGAGGAGUACCUGAAGUGGCAUGACGACUACAGCAUGUUCAAGACGGUGUUUGCCUACCUGCUCACAGGCCUGGAACAGUACCAGAAUGGAAAUAUAUCUUACACCUCCUCACAGUUCCGUCAGUAUAUCUUACACUUCCUCACGGUUCUAUCGGUGUUCUUCAAGAGUGAGGAGGUAGAGGAGGCGGAGGAUGCCGUUGCCAUGGUGAACGACUGUGUUAUUCCCUGUGUCCACCUCAUGGCCCGAGACAGUGUGUGUCAGGAGGACCUGGACGCCAUCGAGCACAUCAGGGGUGUGUGGUGUGGAUACCUUGGACAGGACAUGAAGGAUUCCCUUCAGGAGAAGCUCAGUGAGUUCCUGCCCAGAGUUCUAGACUGUUCCACGGAGAGGGUGGUUCUAAAGGAACCUCCCCAAGUCUGUUCCAACUCUCCUCAUGACCUGGAGAGCCGACUGGCUGCCGUCAUGGAGUCCAUGGUUACGGUCACAUAGAACCAUACCAUGCCGUCCAACUCACAGAAGAACUGGUCAAGCACCGUGGCAAGCCAGUCAGGCUUUUGAAGUCUGGAAAAUGGUCACCAUCAGAGACUUCAACUGGACACUCUCAGGAUCUUCUGCAGCCUGAUCUCUGCAGAGGGAUACCAUCACCACUAUUGAGACCUACUCUGAAACAUCAAGGCCUUUCAUAGAUUCAGUGUUGGUCAAGCUGAAUUAUAAUUCUAAUUUUCAGAAGGAAAAUAUGCUGUGGCAAGCCAUUUUGAGGUUUUAUAACAUUUGUUGACAUUGAGGUAUUGUUAGUUUUCUAUAUGCUAAAAAAGUAUGAAGUAGAGGUGCCGUAAUACUGAAUGACCUAAUAACUUCCAAUAUUAUUAGAAUGACUUGAACUAGCAUGUUUAGAGUAAUUUAAUUAAUACUGUUUCUACUGUAAGAAUGUUUGGUUUAGUAAGAAUGUUUAAUAGAAUUACUACUAAGCUAUAGAAACUAUGGUAGUCAUAAUGCAAGCAAUAGUGAACAUUAACUUACCAGCUGAAAUGGCUUGCCAUAUGUGUGAGGUCAUGCAACAUGAUUCCUGAGAUUUACAGGCGCUAUAGCAAUCACGCCACGAGGGUGCAGAAGCAGACACUAUAAUAAAGCACGCCAACAUGUCAAACACUGGAUUGUUUGUCGCACUACUACUAGUAACAAUGCAACGGAAAGGAUUUUUUAUAUAUAUUUAUACCUUAUCAAGAUAAAGAUUGUAAAAGUUAUAUGUUGUUGAGUAUGUGAUUCUCACCCCUAAUGUGUUCAGACAGGGGAGUGUUGUUGGUAUGUACGAUGUAAAUGUGCUCCUGAUUAGACAGGCAAGUACAGUAUUUGCCAUUGAGAAUGGGGCAGUUUGGCGUAAAACAUGUGCUAAAGCGGUUAGCACCCUGAGACUUCAAAGUAAGCAGUUAGCCGCUGGUUUAUGGCCCUGUGUAUUGGUGAGCACUGCGGCCACACCGUUAGCUAAGUUAGUUUCUGAGCUAAGGCAAAAUGUAUGGAUUCUUGUAGACUAGAAGCUGCACUAUUGGGAAAAGAAGCCAGUGGCAUAGAGCAUUUAGCUUGUUGGGCUAAUACUCAUUAUGAUUAGCAUGUGCUAUGCCGCUAGCGUAGCUAGUGUUCUCAUUUAAACCAUUUCACUGGAAGCACACAGUAGCUACAGGGCUACAGAGAAAAGGAAGUGAUCAUUAUUAGACCGAUGAUCUGGCUAUCUGUUUGUCUGGCGUAAGUUCACCAAAGGUGAGCAACCGUUAACUUCACAUAACUGUGGUAUAAAAGGAAUAUAUAAGCGAAUGAACCUUGACUUCAUACACACUAAUGAUGUUUAGCGAUGUUUGGUCAGAUAUCUUAAAGUGCCUUGUUUUUUUCUCUUAAAGCAUUUUUGGCAGUGACAGUAAAAAAAAGAGAAAAAAAUCAAAAUAAAAUAACUGUACAGUGAUGUGAAAAGUUGUGAUUUUGGAUGUGGAUACCGUUUUAGCCGUGUUAGUCCUAAAUGGCAGCGUGUGAGUCACUAUAGCUUCAUGUAAAGGGGCCUUCUCACGUCUUUGCUCCACCACAGCAAGUCUGUCACAGCUUUUAAUAAAAGAUCAUCUUCCUU